AUGUACGCGUUGCUGAUCCCGCCGGGUGGCCUUGCGCUCAACGAUUGUUCCCCAUCAGGGAAACCCUCCACAACGGUAUCGGCAGCAGCAGGUACCACGGAUGCCACUUCUUUGGGAUUCCACACAGUGGCAGAAAAGGCACGUGGAGCCGCUGCCAAUUCAGGUUCAGAAGUACCUGCUGCAACAUCAGCCCCUGCCGCACUAGGGAAAGGAGAAGCAGUUCCAGCUGGAGCUUCCCCAGCACAAAGACGGCUCAACUUUUUAUUGCAGGCGUCUGUACAUCUCACUACAAAGUGUCCUUCGCUUUCGCGCGUUCUCCAGCAGCAGCUUUGGGAAGUAUCACGGCGGCACGUGCUGCGGCUGCAUGCAUCUGUCAAGCACAGCUGUUGCAACAGCUGCUUCUCACUGCUGCUACCGCAGAAUGCCAGCGUCAGAGAGUGUCUUCGGGGUCGCGGCUACAGAGAGGGGAGCCGCAUCACUGCCGGUGAUGCCAGCAACAGCGGCGAUACUACGAGCGGAAAUUCGAAAGCCAGCGACGACAACAAUUGCUGCGGCUCUAAGGGAUGCACUAACGCAGAGAACAUACAAAAAUACGAAGUAAGGGCUGCAAAGAGACAGUCUCCAGAGGGCUCGACGUUCGAUGCGGCAGACCCGAGCACACAUUGCAGUAGCCGCAAGCAUUGCGAGAGCGGUGUAUGCAGCAGUGAGAAAGGCGAUGCCUGUGGUAGUGAUUUGUCACCGCGCUCCUGCAACGUCGCUAGUUGCCGUAAUUGCAUUCAAAGGCCAAAACGCCGGAAGCAAAGACGCAGUGGGCGGCGUCGCGUACCGGCGGAAAAAGUCUCACAGCAACAGCAGCAUCAAGGUCGCCAGCGCCACAGUGAGCUGCAGCCCUUGAUGGAAGUUCAGUGUAGAAUAUGCGGCUAUAUCUCUCGGCGUCCAUGA
Cyclospora cayetanensis is the source of this 942-nucleotide messenger RNA. RefSeq lists its product as uncharacterized. Lineage: Eukaryota; Apicomplexa; Conoidasida; Eucoccidiorida; Eimeriidae. Gene Ontology annotation, biological process: RNA processing. The record is from RefSeq and is a predicted model, not a curated record. The transcript has a single exon. The coding region runs from base 1 to 942 and encodes 313 amino acids.